AAAUCUCUCAAGCAAACCUUUCAAAAGCUCAAAUUAAAUCCAAAACUCUACCAUCUCUCCAUCUCUCCAUCUCUACUCUACCGUUACCUCCCGUCAACACCAUCACCAUGUACACCUACACUGCCACCUCCAAGUUCCUCGUUCUGGCCCCUACCGAGUCAGGCCCUGCCACCGCAACUCAAGGCCGUGAGCGUUCCAGCAGCCAGUCCUCCACGAGCAGCGGAUCGCAGCAGCGUCCCGGUCUCAGUCGCCUGCCCAGUGGCUUCCUCUACCUGGGCGUUGACACUCGCAACAACACGACGCCCAGCGUCUAAGUUCGCCCACGAACCCAUCCGACGAAUCGCGCUGGCCACGAUUUCCUUAGCUCUCACCUCAUCGCCUCCGGGACUAAAGUCUGACCCCGCCGGCUGCAGGAAGAUCACUACAAUUCUCAUUAUGAAUAUUUGACAUUAUUGGACGAGCGACCACUCGGAGGGACGAAGUGCGG
Molecule: messenger RNA, 487 nt
Organism: Aspergillus sclerotioniger CBS 115572
Lineage: Eukaryota; Fungi; Ascomycota; Eurotiomycetes; Eurotiales; Aspergillaceae
Exons: 1
Coding region: 108-314 (68 amino acids)
Source: RefSeq, a predicted model, not a curated record